AUGAGUUCCACCGAUAACGACUUGUCAGAGCAACAAAAGGCCAGGACGGCCAAGAGGCGGGGCAAGGAUAGCAAUGAUGUCCAUGCAACAGGCAACUCAUCGUGGAAACAUCGUCGUGAAUACAGCACUUUCAGCUAUCAACCUUUGCCACGCAGCCAGGGGACCAUUCGGAUCCUUGAGCUGUUCUCUAGCGAAACUUCGGCCGCUGGAGUUCUUUGUGCAUUGAUCACACCAGGCGAGAACGAGAGACACCAAUAUCCUUAUGAGGCCUUGUCAUGGUGCUGGGGCACAGCAGGCAAGUCUGCUGAGAUCAGGAUUCAACGCAAUCGCAAGACAUACAUCAAGAAAGUGAGCCCGAACCUCGUGGCUGCGAUGAAGGCACUACGCUACCCGGACCGUAGCCGCUAUCUAUGGAUUGAUAUGGUUUGCAUCGAUCAAGAUGACCUGGGUGAGAAGAAUCAUCAAGUCGAGAUGAUGAACAUAAUUUACGGCAACGCUUCGCGAGUUUGCAUUUGGCUUGGGGACGCGACAGAGUCCAGUCGCAUGGCACUCCGCUUCAUCAAGAAAGAAGUCUCACAUUUACGAAGCUUCGACACCCUCUGUGACAGUCAGGACGCGAGCAAGAAAUGGGUUGCGUUACUAGAUCUCAUGCAAAGACCAUGGUUUUCACGACGGUGGGUUGUUCAAGAAUUGGCCUUGGCAAAGAACCCCAUCAUCUACUGCGGCAGAGAUAGGAUCUCUUGGAAGAAAUUCGCUGUUGCCGUGGAACUCUUCGUGGAGGUGGAAACAGCGACGCAUCGCCUGUCCGAGGUUAUGAAGAAAGAUCGACAGUACCAGUAUAUUCCCAGUGUUUUCGACUAUGUCUCUGCCCUCGGCGCCAGCCUGCUUGUUGAUGCGACAGAGCGCCUGUUUCGCGACUACAAGAAAUCCGAAGUAGCGCAACCCAUGCCAGACCCUCAGGCACAGAUUGAGUCAAUCACCGAUUCGGAUAGCGAAGCCUCUUUGUACACAAGCGACAGCGAAGACGACUACACAUCUGCACCCCUUCAUUCAAGCCAUGCAGAGGACGUAUCUGGUAGCUCGAGACAUCGUAUACAGCCUCUUCUGAGUCUGGAAUAUCUGGUAUCAAGCUUGACCAUUUUCGAUACCACCGUUCCUCACGACACAAUUUAUGCACUGCUUGCGAUUGCGAAGGACACCACGCCACGAGCUGUAAGCGUACAUGCUGCUGUUACAUCUAGAAGCGCUCAAGCAGGCCUUGAGGUUUACACGCAGCGCAAGAGCUACAACGUCGACUACAAACUGCCGUACGUAGAUGUAUGCAAGGACUUCAUUCAGUUCUCGAUCGACCGUUCCCUUCACGGCAACGCAAGUCGCGCGUUGGAUGUCAUUUGCCGCCCAUGGGCCAUCGAAGAGAGGAAGCUACAAAAGAUCCGGGAUACCAAGGAGAAGGAGAAGGAGAAAGAACAAAGAAGGAAGAAGAGAGAGAAGGAUCUUGAAGCACGCCGCAAGGGACGCGAGAGCCGUAAAGCACUUUCCAAUCAUGCCGAGUUUCCUGACCCACCUGAGGGAGCACCCGUUCAGAACGUAUCUACGAUUGCUGAAUCGGGGGAUAUGGCAUUACCUUCCUGGGUACCACAACUCUCGAAUGCACCAUACGCGAUGGCCCAACGGCCGGGGUUGACCGGCCCCAAGAUGAGUCGCAUUAACGCCGAUCCUUUGGUUGGACUUCCAAGUUCCUACUCUGCUGCUGAGACCAAGGGCGUCGACAUCAAGGCGCUCCGAUUUCGUAAGCGACUGAAACCUGGACACUUUGACGAGGGUCGAUUCAGCAUGUACGUCCGCGGCUUCAAGCUGGAUGUUAUAAAGGAUGUCACCCAGGUAUCUCGCAACGGGCACAUUCCCGCAGAAUGGCUUGAUCUUGCAGAGUGGGAAGACGGAAAAGGGCUCCCACCUGAUAUGUUUUGGCGGACGCUCGUCGCCAACCGGGGCAAAGAUGGCAAGAACCCACCCGUAUACUACUCGCGGGCUUGCCAAGAAUCGUUCAGAAAAGGUGGUCUUGAGAGCGGCGCAAUCGACACUACCGCGCUCAUCGAGUACGAACGCAACUCUGUCGUCGCCCAGUUCUGUCGCCGCGUGCAGGCCGUCACGUGGAACCGUGCUCUUGUGCGUACCGAUCUCGGGACACUAGGGCUAGUCGGGAAAGAUGUCCAAAAAGGCGACUUGGUCUGCAUACUCUACGGAUGCAGUGUUCCGGUCGUGCUGCGGGAAUGUCCCAAGAAGACUGAAGAAGUAUUCGAGGAAGAGAUGGAACAAGAACUGGUCGACGUCAAGAAUACCGUCGUGCAGAAAUUAAGGCAAUACAUCUUGCGUAAACGACGACAUGAAGUUUGGAAAGACAAAGAGAUGGCAAAGUUAUGCCGAGCAUGGCUGAGAACCACCGACUACAUACGUAAGCUCGGCAUUGAUUCUACCAAAAUAUCAGCCAAGUACAAGCAAGAUGCCGAGAGCAUCCUUCUACACACCUUGAAGCAAUUCACAUCCGACUUCAAAUCCUGGUUAUGCGAAGAGCGCAAGAAGGCAUGGCCCGCAUUUAAGACCCACAUUGAUGAGGAGGUGAAUGAGCGAAAGGAGUACCCUAGAAGGAAAGUGAAUAGGCCAGGUAAAAAGGAGACGGACGAAAACCUGCGAAGACAGACAUCACGAAAACGGAGACAAUCACUGGGUGCUGCGACCAUGCUGGGGAGAAUUACAGAAGCACCAACAACGACUGAAGCAACUGCUCCUACCGCUUCUAAGGAUGGGCCUGCACCCAUCAAGAAAAAGAAACCAUUGGUGGACUGGUGGGAGUUCGAACUGGCACUUGUUGCUGGUAGGCGCUGGUUGCAAAUGGCCAGAAAAGCGAAGGCCGAUCGGAUCGCCUUUGCACUGCGGAAAAGUGAAGAGGAAUGGAAAGAGGUACAGCGUGGCGAGUACAAGGGAGUCAGAGAACUCGUUGAAAGAGAAAACAGAAAGAAGCUCGAGAGACAGGCCGACGAACACCGAUACUGCGUAAUGAGUGAACACGGCACCCACAACGGAGGUGUGGCUGGCGGCCACGAGAUAGCGAAUAAGGGACCUGGAAGAAACGACUCACCGAGAAGAGGCAAUGAGGAGCAUCGGAACGGGUACGGCGAUGAAGACUCUCAGAACCAUGGAGACAACGAUGAGCCUUACAGCACUGAGGAAUACGAAAGGACAGAGAGGGAGACUGAUCCAUACGACGGUGACCACAAGACAAAAGAGGAACCCCACAGAAACGGAGAGACGCCACAAACAAGUUCGAGCUUGCCACAUUCGAUUCCCAUUACUGGACAUGCGCCGCCCGUUAUGCCAGAGACCAUUCGGCCUAGCUGGCGCCGUCCCACAAACAGAACGAGAUUGACAAAGAGCCAGGCGGUCGACUACAAGAGCAAAGUUAUGGAGAACCUACGUGAGAGACUCGGCGAGGAAGGCUACUUUUCUUACACGCUUCUUGGCGAGUGUUACAUUCAUGGGAUGAUGGACGGUGAGGCGAUGCAGCACCAGAAUGAGGGUGCUGAAGGGGUGAUUCCUUCGAUGGUGUUUGAGAUUCGCUGA
Molecule: messenger RNA, 3618 nt
Organism: Alternaria arbusti
Lineage: Eukaryota; Fungi; Ascomycota; Dothideomycetes; Pleosporales; Pleosporaceae
Exons: 2
Coding region: 1-3618 (1205 amino acids)
Source: RefSeq, a predicted model, not a curated record